Columba livia (rock pigeon) is the source of this 4651-nucleotide messenger RNA. RefSeq names its product solute carrier family 39 member 14 (gene SLC39A14). Gene Ontology annotation, cellular component: plasma membrane. The transcript has 10 exons. Lineage: Eukaryota; Metazoa; Chordata; Aves; Columbiformes; Columbidae. The record is from RefSeq and is a predicted model, not a curated record. Gene Ontology annotation, biological process: intracellular monoatomic cation homeostasis; zinc ion import across plasma membrane. Gene Ontology annotation, molecular function: monoatomic cation:bicarbonate symporter activity; zinc ion transmembrane transporter activity. Bases 717 to 2171 code for a protein of 484 amino acids.
GGAGGUCCGUGUGGGGUGCGAUAGUCUGGGUUUAGCUGCCUGCAGCAAGGCCUGCGGGCCGGGUUUAGGGGACAUUAAGGGACAAGAAGCUGUCUGGGGGGGGCUCGGUGUCAGCGUGGCAGGCUGGCUGCCUCCCUGGGCAUGGAAACCCCCCCAGCCCGCGGGCAGGUCCUGCCCUCGCUGCCAGACACGUGGAGCAGCUUUUGCUCUGGAAGGAGGUCGGGACCGCUGCCCGCAAACCGCCCUGCCAGGAGAUGGGGUUUGGGGGCUCCCCCCCAUGUGAAUUUGCGACAGCGAGCCGUCCCUGUGCGGGAUUUCGGGAAGCAUCUGGCACGGGGUUGACGUCGUGGGGGUCACGCUUGGCUUUGCCAGCGUUUCUUGUCCCUGGCGUCACCUUCCCGGUUGUGGGGGGGUUGGUUUGCGACCAGGAUCGAUGAGCUCUGGGAAAUGAACCCGAGGGACGCGGGAAAGGAAAAGAGGGGCCCUGGCAGCUCCGUCGCGUUCUCGGUGCCGCUGGGCAUCGCUCCCGGGCACGUUCCUCUGUGUCCCCCCCUCCGCGGCGGUUUGUUCCCUCUGCCCCGUCCCGGCGGUGAUAAAGUAGGUCAGGCACCGCGGCACCGCGACCGGGACCCCGAGGUUGUGCGGAGCUGGAGAGACCCCCGGAGCCACGUCCCGGCCCCCCAGCGCUCGGCACGGCUGCGCACCCCCCAAACACCAUGACCCCCCGGCGCUGCUGCCUGCUGCUGCUGCUCUGCCUGCUCCCCUGCCCGCGGGUCCGGGCCGGCGGGGACGCCGCGGUGCCCGGGCUCUCCGCAGCCUCCUUCCUCCAGGAUCUCCUCCAGCGCUACGGCGAGAGCCAAACCCUCAGCCUCAAGCAGCUCAAGGCGCUGCUGAACCGCCUGGACGUGGGGGUGGGACAUGGAAAUGCAUCCCAAGAGCCGCAGCAGCGCCUGAACCUCUCCCGGUGCUUCAGCUCCGCGGAGCUUUUCGCCAUCCACAACCUGAGCGAGGGCUCGGCCGUGGGGCACAGCGAGUUCAGGGAGUUCUGCCCCACCAUCCUGCAGCAGCUGGAGUCGGGGGCCUGCGCCUCCGAGAAGCUGGAAAACGAGGAGAAUGAGCAGACGGAGGAGAGCAGACCCAGCUCGGCCGAAGUCUGGGGUUACGGUUUCCUCUGCGUCACCGUCAUCUCCCUCUGCUCGCUGGUGGGAGCCAGCGUGGUGCCCUUCAUGAAGAAGACCUUUUACAAGCGGCUGCUCCUCUACUUCAUAGCUCUGGCGAUUGGAACUCUCUACUCCAACGCCCUCUUCCAGCUCAUUCCCGAGGCGUUCGGAUUUAACCCUCAAGAAGAUUAUUACGUUUCCAAAUCCGCCGUGGUGUUCGGGGGCUUCUACCUCUUCUUCUUCACCGAGAAGGUGCUGAAGAUGCUCCUGAAGCAGAAGGACCAGCAUCACCACGGGCACAGCCACUACGGCCCCGAGGCUCUGCCGUCCAAGAAGGACCAGGACGAAGGGGUGACUGAAAAGCUGCAGAAUGGGGACCUGGACCAUAUGAUCCCCCACAUAACCAGCGAGCUGGAGUGCAAGAACCCGUCCGGGGACGAGAAGGUCGUGGUGGGCUCCCUGUCUGUCCAGGACCUCCAAGCCUCCCAGAGCGCAUGCUACUGGCUGAAGGAGGUGCGGUACUCGGACAUCGGUACGCUGGCGUGGAUGAUCACCCUCAGCGAUGGCCUCCACAACUUCAUCGACGGCUUGGCCAUCGGGGCGUCCUUCACCGUGUCCGUCUUCCAAGGGAUCAGCACGUCCGUGGCCAUCCUCUGCGAGGAGUUCCCGCACGAGCUGGGGGACUUUGUCAUCCUGCUGAACGCCGGGAUGACCAUCCGCCAAGCGCUGUUCUUCAACUUCAUCUCCGCCUGCUGCUGCUACGUGGGUUUGGCCUUCGGCAUCGUGGCCGGCAGCCACUUCUCUGCCAACUGGAUCUUCGCUCUGGCCGGAGGGAUGUUCCUGUACAUCGCGCUGGCUGACAUGUUCCCUGAGAUGAACGAGGUGAGCCGCGAGGACGAGCAGAACGGCAGCGCACUCAUCACCUUCGCCAUCCAGAACGCGGGGCUGCUGACGGGCUUCACCAUCAUGGUGCUGCUCACCAUGUACUCCGGCCAGAUCCAGAUCGGGUAGGACCAGCCCGACACGCAGCCCUGUUCCAGUUUUUCCUUUUUUUGUUGUUUUUCUUUUGGGGGGGAAAUGGGGUAUUUCUUUAUUUUUUUUAAUUUUCCUGCUGCAAGCAUACGACGGUACCUGUGCGGGCACUGAGCACACUACAGAAGAAGAGGCAUUGCUUGUAAAGCUAUUCCACAGACUUUAUUUUGGUUUAAGUUGAGGGGAGCUUAUUCCCCUUCACCGUAGGACCGAACUGACCGGCCGAUCUUUUUCCAGUGUCGUAUCCCUUCUCUCCUCCCGUCUCCUGGGAAGGAUGGAACUGGGAGACAGGAGCUCCUCUUGCCGUUUUGCUCCCCUCCUUGUGCUCGGACGGGCCGUGACGCUUUCCUGACCCCUUGGCAGGGGGCAUGCGAUGGGGAAGGCCCUUCUCGGAGCUUCCCAGCAGCCAGAGCUUGGAGCUGGGCUCUCCGAGCACAGGGGGCUGCCGAGGAAGAGGAGGUUGAAGAGCACAGCUCGUGAUUUGAGCAACACCUUUGCUGUCUUCAGAAGAGCGCGUCUCUGGAGCCGCGUCUUGGUUUUUGCUCCCGUUCCGCCCUGGCAGCCCAAACGAUGCCCUGGGAAGAGCAGGGUGAAGAGGAUUUGGUUUCUUUUAAUUAUUAUUUGGAAGCACAUUCUGGGUGUCAGGAGCAGAGGACACCAAACCGCACCUUGCGCGGGCCGGACCGACUUGUGGGCUGGUGGCCGGGAUGCCCUGACCUCCCUUAGGUCCCUGCUGCUCUAUGAGGGUGGAAAAAACCCCUUUUCCUUCCGUGGGGGCAGAUAAGGGUGAGAAGGGCACGAGAGCAGCACGGGACCACAAGCCCCUGCCCGCCCAUGGGCUCCCCAAACAGAUCCAUCGGUCCUUACACUGUGACCAAGCUCCCGCCAACACCUGGGAACGGACGCCGGUUUUUAAACGCUGAUGCUGCUGAGGUGGGGUGGGGGAAGGUGGUUUGUUGUUUUUUUAAAACAAAAAUAGACUGUGAACCUCUUUAGGUUGUUUCCAGCCUCAGGGAGCAGCCAGAGGAGGGUGUUGCAGGCACUUGGUGGCUCUGCUGCUGGGCUGGCUUUCCCCAGAUUCACUACGUGAAUUGACUUAUUAUCAUAUUGAUAACGUUGCCCGCCCCACCCGUGUUGCUUGAAGUUCCCUUGCACCCCUUUUCCCCAAAAAAACCCUUUAUCCCGCACUGGGGAGCGAUGAGUUUGUGGCCGUGACGAUCAGUGGGAGGUGAUUUCAGCAGGUUACCCUCGUGGGUACAGCACCAGGUUGGGAUGAAGGAGCGAUGGCUUUGAGAAGCAAUUCAGUGUGCGUGUGUACCUCGCUGUAGCAAUUUGCCUCGGCUACUAGCAGGAUAAUGCACCUCUUGGGCUCCAAACGGUUGUCGCCAAGUCCCCUGUUGAGAUGUGGCACCGCCAGUGUCCCCGCGGGUCCGCUCUGGGUGGCUUUGGCAAGUCCAGGCGUUGACUUUGUCCCUUUGGCACCCAGGAGGUUAAAUUAUCAGCGUGUCGAGGAGCUGGGAGCCUCCUCGGGAGCCCCCUGGGGUUGGCGAUGCCUCCAAGGCAAGACAGGCUCUGCUUUAUUCCACACAGUGUCUUUUUCUCAUGUGGACGGUCGCCACAAGUCACUUUGCGGGACAAAACCCCCUUGAAUCAAUGUGAUUUGUCCUGUUUUGGGCCCCUCCGCAGCAUGUCGCGGUCGUUUCGUGCUUUGGCUGCUAUUUUUUGGGUAGUCGGGAGGAAAGCGGUGUUGGAAACUGCCCGAGAGCCACGGCCGACUGGCUCGCUGUGGAAAAUCUGAGUCCUCCAGCCGGCACAAGUGCCCUCUCUCCUCUCUCAAGGAAGCAUUUGGAAAGCGCUCCCGUCGCUGGCGGCGUUCCACGGGGCAGAGCGUGGCCAGGGCUCCGUCACGGCUGGCAGGAGCGGUUCGGAUGGAAAAACCUCUGCGGGGGGGUGAAAUCUUACCGUCUGCCCCCACCCCGGGAUCGCGGGGCACUCGCAGGCCAUGGCCAGAGGGUCCCGGAGAGCUGGGAAUGCGGCAAGAACCGACGCUCGGCUUCCUCGGGGCUGGUACGGGCUCCUCAUCGCACGGUGGGGAUGCCAAGGUUGUCGUCGUCUUGUUCUGAGUUUAACCCUAUUUCUUGAGAAACCUACAAAUUGGAGAUUUGGGGGGACAAGGGGUGAAACCCCUCAGAGAAACGAAGCUUCUCACAAAGAGGGACCCACCAAAGGGCCAGCAGGAGGAAUAAAACGACCCGAACCGAGCUUGUUACGGAUUUAUUCUUUGCCAUCCACGUUUCCCUUCCCGUGUCCGGUUCGAAGCUCAAGUUCCAUCUCAGUAUUCCGAUAACUCAGGUGUUUGUAAGAGAUAACACGCCGAAACAAAGACCAUAACUUAUGUCACGUGAAGUGUAAAGUCAUUUGUAGGAUUCCAUAAAUAAAAGUCUGUUCCGUAACGACAA